GGGGAUUGGAACACCUGAAUCACAUGAUAUGGAGGGGAUUGGAACACCUGAAUCACAUGAUAUGGAGGGGAUUGGAACACCUGAAUCACAUGAUAUGGAGGGGAUUGGAACACCUGAAUCACAUGAUUUGGAGGGGAUUGGAACACCUGAAUCACAUGAUUUGGAGGGGAUUGGAACACCUGAAUCACAUGAUAUGGAGGGGAUUGGAGCACCUGAAUCGCAUGAUAUGGAGGGGAUUGGAAUACCUGAGUCGCAUGAUAUGGAGGGGAUUGGAACACCUGAAUCACAUGAUAUGGAGGGGAUUGGAGCACCUGAAUCGCAUGAUAUGGAGGGGAUUGGAAUACCUGAGUCGCAUGAUAUGGAGGGGAUUGGAACACCUGAAUCACAUGAUAUGGAGGGGAUUGGAAAACACCUGAAUCAGAUGAUAUGGGAGGGAUUGGAGCACCUGAAUCAGAUGAUAUGGAGGGGAUUGGAGCACCUGAAUCAGAUGAUAUGGAGGGGAUUGGAGCACCUGAAUCAGAUGAUAUGGAGGGGAUUGGAGCACCUGAAUCAGAUGAUAUGGAGGGGAUUGGAGCACCUGAAUCAGAUGAUAUGGAGGGGAUUGGAGCACCUGAAUCAGAUGAUAUGGAGG
Messenger RNA from Staurois parvus, 631 nucleotides. The record is from the annotation of a GenBank genome assembly. Lineage: Eukaryota; Metazoa; Chordata; Amphibia; Anura; Ranidae.